UGGGGUGGGUCAAGGGGCUCAGGGUAAAGGAGCUGCUGGCUCAGAGCUGUGCCUGAAACCUGGCCAGGCUGUGCCUGGAGGUGGAGAGGAGGCUCCAGACAUCAGACACCUCUCACUGGGGCAGUGGGAGGGGGUGGCCCUGUCACCUGUGCAAAGGGGGCUCAGAGAGAUGGCCCAGAGGAGUUGUCACUGCCAGAGGACACCCAUGAACCUGAUCCCUCCCGGCCAGCUCUUGGAGGAAGAAAGGAAAGGCAGGAGCACCAGAAUGGGUGGGUACAAUUCCAUUCCCCACAACUCAGCCCAGCACAGAGGUGUCCAAAGGGGUCUCCAGCCAAUGUCACUCCUGGUGUACAGAGAAAAGCCAAGCCCAUGAAUUCAUGCAUCAGUGCUCUGUUUCCUGCACUAGGCCUCAUUCCCAGGCACUGGUUUCUCUCCCUGAACUUCUCUCUGGGAUGCUCCCCCUCCCUUGUCCCUGAUAUGGAUGCACAGGUUUCCACCUGUCCAAUCCAGGCAUUCCCUGAGACUUUCUGGAUUCUGAUUCUGCCUGAUAGGGGCUUCUCCAUUUUCAGGAGAUUUUCCAAGCCUUACUAGCCCACAUGGGUAGAGCUGCUGGAAGAGAGAAACAAGCCCAGGAUCCCUACAAGUGGGGCUGCAGCAAAGAGCAGCUUGCAGGGCUGUCCCAGCCUUCGUCCCUGAGAGAUCUGCACCAUGUAGGACUGACCCAUCAGCCCUAGGUGAUGGACACAGUUAUGAAGACAUCUUUCCAUGUGAAAUGUCAUCGGAGGGUGACAAAGGACUGGAGUUUCCCAGGGCUUCAGAAGAGCCUGGCUGGUCAUGGCUGCAAGAGCAGCUCUAAGGAAGGAGUCACAUCUGCAUUAGCACAGGAAACUCACUCAGAUCUGGGAGACCCCCAAGGAGGUUUUGUAGUCAUAAAUUGGACCUCUGCCACAGAAAAUUCCUCAGCUGGGGGCUGAGGAAUGGCAAGGAAGACCAUGAGCCACACACAACAGGGGGAGCCUGAAGACUUGAGCUUGUUGCACACUGACAGAGAAGGCAGGACAGGGACAAAUGUCUCUGCCAGAACAGAUCUCCUUGGCCAGGUCACCCCAGCCAAAGGCCAGAGAUGCAUUUAGGGUAAAAGGAAUCUCUGGAAGUCGUGUAGCUCAGCCUCCUGCUCAGGGAAUGUCUCUGAAUAACAGCAAGUCCUCUCAUCCAAGGAUGUGGAUGCAGAGCUGAGUGAUGUUUGGCUGUGUGGUGUGUGCAGAUGGUAAAUGCACAGCACUGGUGUGAAUUUACACAACUCAAAGCAACAUUUACUCCUCCCUUCCUUUACUCUGAACAGCACUAACCUGUGUGAUCUCACUCUCCCACUCCAGCUUAGGGGUGAUGCUUUAAAAUCCAAUAUUCUUCUCCUUUACUGACUUUCACAAACACAAUAGAGCUAUUCCCACUCAUGAAACACCAGUCCAUGUUUCGUGACCCAGGAGUGACUUGUGGGAGGCUCAGAUAUCCAAUGGGCACCUUGAGAGUGCAAGACAAAGCACUGGAGAGGAGAUUUGCAAUGAGCAGGUUAGUGAUGUCCUCAUGGUUCUGGUAAAAGCAGCCACCAGCUCUGGUAAAAACAACUUCUGCCAAAUUACACACAAAAUUUCACACACUGAGGGCUAUUGCAGGCAGCCAGUGUAGCAGGAAUAAAGACCCAAGCCACUCAGGGAGCCUACCCAGGAUGCAGCUCAGAUGUGCAGCAGAAAUCAGGUCAAUCUGCUUUUCAAGUGACAUCAGAACCUCAGGCAAAGCCAAGCUGGUGUCAUUUCCCAAUUCCUCUGUGCUCUCAAUGUCUGUGUGUGUAACCUGCUUUUUUCCCUGAGGGUACCCUCUCAGCCAAGUCUGGUUUAGGAUUAUCUCAAGAAAAUGAAGUUUAGUUCUAGUUUUAUGACUAACCAGGGUUUCUACAAAUGAAAACAGAGAGCUUGGGACACAGCUGUCAAGAGCAAGUCUCUUGCACUAUCAGACAUAUUUCCAGCUCCAGAGGAGAAGUGUUCUUCUGCUUCUCUUCCAUAUUCCCUUACAUAUCUCUGUCUCCAGGAUGCGCUACAGAGUCAUUAAACCAUUAAUGGGAGCAGCAAAUUUGCUCUGUUUGCAUCCCCACCCCAGCAACAUUAACCCUCAUUUGCAGAAUCCCAACUUCAUGCCUCAGACACAAACCUUGUGCUGCAGCACAGCUGCCUUCAGGAGGCCUUGUGACACUUCUCAGGCUGGAGAAGGACGAGAUGUCACUAUACCAUCCCCAAGAGUGGCAGUGCUCUGGCACCUUUGUUCUAUUCCCAAGAGCAGGGAGGGAAUGGCUGGUGACAAAGUGCAGCCUGGAGCACUGCACUGUAUCAUCACAGUGGACCGGUGUGCCAGUGCAGGUGCUCAUUUUAUCACACUGGAUUAGGGCUUUAGUGCUCACACAGUUUAAACAUUAAUAUUUGCCUAUUUAAGCCAUAGGCAGCAGUGCAGCCUGCCCACAGAGGUGCUCACCAUGGCUGAGUUUGGGGAUCUUUUGAGGGCUCUGGGGGAGUUUGGGCUCUACCAGAAACUGCUGAUCCUGCUCCUCUCCCUCUCACUACUUCUCAUUCCUUUCCAAAUGGUUGGCCAAGUCUUCAUGGUGGUGGAAGUGCCUCACCACUGUGACACCAGCUGGAUCCGCGCCGUCGGCCCCAACCUGACGGAGGAAGAGCAGCUGAACCUCACCCUGCCCCGCCGCGCCGACGGGGAGUUUGAGCAGUGCUCCAUGUUCUCCCCGGUCGACUGGGACCUGGAUGCCAUCCUGGCUUACGGGCUGAACCACACGCAGAAGUGCAGCAGUGGCUGGGUGUACCCCUCAGAGCAGCCGCCGUCCCUGCUGACCGAGUUUGACCUGGUGUGUGACAGGGCGUUCCUGAACGAUGUCUCCCAGUCCAUCUACAUGGCUGGGCUUCUCAUUGGAGCCAUGUUCUUUGGGAUGCUGAGUGACAGGAUAGGCAGGCGGCCAGUCUUCCUCAUCUGCAUCCUCAUCCAGGGGGUGUUUGGCCUGGGAAUUGCCUUUGUGCCCCAUUUCUACGUGUUCAUGGCCUUCAGGUGUGUCGUGGGAGCUGCGGUGUCAGGAAUUAUGAUUACAGUCGUAUCCCUGGCUACAGAAUGGGUUGGUGUCUCCCACCGGACAAAGUCACUGCUGAUCACUCACACGGCUUUUGCCAUCGGGCAGAUGUCCGUGGCUGGCUUGAGUUAUGGAAUUCGCAACUGGAGGCUGUUGGAGAUUGUAGGAUCUGCUCCUAUGUUUGCCCUUUUCUUCUACAUCUGGGUGAUCCCAGAGUCAGCUCGCUGGCUGGUGACCAAGGGCAGAAUCGAGGAAGCCAAGAAGGUCCUGCAGAAGGCGGCAGCCACCAACAAGCGCAGCCUCCCAGCAGAGCUCCUGCAGCAGAUGAAGCCUGAGAAAGAGGUCAAGUCUGGAAGUUUCCUGGAUCUCUUCCGGACAAAGAACCUGCGGAAGGUGACUUUAAUCAUGUCAUCUGUCUGGUUUGCAGACAGCAUUGUCUACUAUGGGCUGAGCCUCAGCGUGACAGAUUUUGGUCUGGACAUCUACCUGACACAGCUGGCCUUUGGGGCAGUGGAGCUUCCAGCUCGAAUUUCCUGCAUUUUCCUGCUGGAGUGGUUUGGAAGGAAGAAAGUGCAGAGCAUUCUCCUGUUCCUGGCUGGCCUGAUAUGUCUCAUCCUCACUGGCAUCCCUGAAGACCAGCCCGUGGUAAUCACUGUCCUGGCCAUCAUUGGCAAGUUCACAGCCACGGCCGCUUUCUCCACCUCCUACGUCUACGCUGCUGAGCUCUUCCCCACCAUCCUCAGGCAGACGGGCGUGGGGCUGUGCUCCACCAUGGCCAGGGUGGCAGGGAUCCUGGCCCCGCUGAUCAUUCCCCUGGACCAGUACCACCGGGCCAUCCCCAAAGCCAUCUUUGGGAGCAUCCCUGUGCUGGUGGCCCUGCUCUGCAUCCUGCUGCCCGAGACCCGCGGCGUUGACCUGGCAGAUGACACAGGCAAUGAACAACCUCUAGAGGAGGAGCAGAAAACUGAAGUGUCUCUCUGAGACACCAGAGAUGAUGACAGAGACUUGGAGAAGGACGCCUGCAGAUGCUCAGAGAAGAAUCAAUGACUGGAGAGGCAUCUACAAACAGUCUAGUCUGAGUCCAUCAUUCUUGAAGCAAACCAGGGAGGCAUUGCUGCCUGGAAACUGGUCUUUCAGAUGGUGAACACAAUAUCCAUGGUCACAGGGAGAGGAGAUCUGUGUCACUCUGCCUUUGGAACAGAUGCACUUCCGAGUGGCCCUGAAACCCAGUUUGGUCAUGCCUGGCUGGCCUCCCAAUGUGUUCCCCAGUCCUUUGCAGGCUGGUACCCGUGGAACCAUCCCUGUCGUGUUUCUCAAGAGUACAGACUUCUUAUUUUCACAGGUGUUGGAUGGUUCUCACAGGUAAAGGCUGCCAGGCUGAUUCUCACAGACACCUGUCAGUCCAGCUGUUUUCGGUACCCAGCCAAAUCAGUAGGCCUGAACUAUGAUUUUACAAGGCCUUUUUUUGUAAUGUUUUACCCAAAUGCAACAAAUCACCAGUAGAGUGGCUGCACUGGGCAAAGGCAGGCACUGGGUUUGUCCCUCCUGCACUCAAUCCCUUGGGUCGACGGGCUGCACGUCAGCCCAAGCCUCGACGUUUGAUCAGGAUGUCACUGCACCCCUGUCACACACGUAUUUAGCUUUUCUUUCCAUGUGGUGUUGAAGUUGAGUUUCUACAUGAAUAAUAUAAAUUAUGCUCUGAGUUUGAUAAGAGACACUUGUAAUACAAUAUGUGAAUAAUAAAUGGUGUUGACUCUUUUUUUUUUCCUACUGUU
Molecule: messenger RNA, 4896 nt
Organism: Passer domesticus (house sparrow)
Lineage: Eukaryota; Metazoa; Chordata; Aves; Passeriformes; Passeridae
Product: solute carrier family 22 member 13-like
Exons: 10
Coding region: 2525-4102 (525 amino acids)
Biological process (GO): transmembrane transport
Cellular component (GO): membrane
Molecular function (GO): transmembrane transporter activity
Source: RefSeq, a predicted model, not a curated record